Molecule: messenger RNA, 4354 nt
Organism: Choloepus didactylus (southern two-toed sloth)
Lineage: Eukaryota; Metazoa; Chordata; Mammalia; Pilosa; Megalonychidae
Gene: UVSSA
Product: UV stimulated scaffold protein A
Exons: 14
Coding region: 268-2397 (709 amino acids)
Biological process (GO): transcription-coupled nucleotide-excision repair; response to UV
Cellular component (GO): chromosome
Molecular function (GO): RNA polymerase II complex binding
Source: RefSeq, a predicted model, not a curated record
UCGCCGCACUGGCGGGCGGGGGUUGCGCCGGGCCCGGACCCCAGCCUCCCCGCUCGGGUCCGCGGCCCCGGGGCGCGCUCCCUCCCGAGCCACCCGCUCCGCGAGCUGGGGCGCCCGUGGGGACGGAGGAGCCCCGCGGGAGACGCGCCCGGGGAGCUCGGGGGGGCGCGUCUCUGUCACCGCCGCCUGCCGCGGUGCCCGUCGGGGUUCGCGCCGUGAAGUUACAGUUUCAGUGACAAUAAACGUCACUCUCCGCGCGUCUUUGAUAUGGAUCAGAAACUUUCAGUGUUGGUAGAAGAGCUCACGACUUCAGGAGAAUCCCAGUUGAAUCCUGAGAAAAUGAAAGAACUGAAGAAAAUUUGCAAGUCGUCGUUGGAGCAGCUGCGCCAGGCCCACCGCCUUCUGAUGACCCAGCUGAGUGUGGAGCACGCCGAGGUCCGCCUCUCUGCCUUCCACGUCGUUGACGAGCUCUUCACCAGGUCGCACCAAUUCAGGAUGUUGGUUGUGUCCAGCUUCCAGGAGCUCCUGGAGCUCACGCUGGGGACGGACCACGUGCGGCCCCUGCCCCCGCCCCGGGAGGCCGCGCAGAGGCUAAGGCAGGCCGCCGCCCGGGCCGUCAUGGGCUGGAGCGAGAGGUAUGGCGAGGCCUACAAGAAGCUGGCCCUGGGCAUCCACUUCUUGCAACACAACAAGAAGGUGGAUUUCCAGGACGUGAACGUCAGGACCGUUGCUGAAAGAAAGAGAGAAGAGGAGAAGCGAAAGCGCCUGGACGCUAUCUACAAAGAGCGAGCCGGGCAUGCCGAGCGGGGGAUGAAAGAAAUGUCUGGAGAAAUCAGGGCCUGCCUGACAGAGCUGGAUGGCUGCUUUCGACUGCUGGUGCCGUUCGACUGGGCCCCUGCCGAGGGCAGCCCCCGCCCCCCGAGCCCGCUCAGCACCAAGAGCUCCCUGGACGGGGAGCAGCCAUGCUGCAGCAAAGACCUGCCUGCCUUUCCACACCAUCUGGGGGCCGGGGGGCAGAGGCCACCCCGGGAGGGUCCCCCAGAGGCAGCCGCAGGGGCCCCAUCCGAGGACGAGAGCGAGGACGAGGACCAGAACCAGGAAGACUUUGUCCGGAGCCACGGGCUGGGCUCACACAAGUACACGCUGGACCUGGAGCUGUCCUCAGAUGACCUGAAGGUGCAGGAGAGUGAAGACAACAGUGCCAUCGUCCAUGCUGCCCGCGACGCCCUCAGGCUCAUCCACAACAAGUUCCUGCCUGCCGCGAGCUCCUGGGUGCAGCUGUUCACCCGCGCUGGGAUCCACGACGAGCGGUUGAAGCACGCCAUUGAUCUCAAGGCGGAGUUGGACGUCGCUGUCAGGAAGUCCCGGGACCUCAACAUCGGACCUGCAGGGGUACAGAGGACGGCGGAGGCCCCGGACAGCGGGGGUGAGGACGGCGAGGACGAUGAGGACGACGAGUUUGUGGAGGUCCCAGAGAAGGAGGGCUACGAGGCCCAGGUCCCCGAGCUCCUGUGGCCCGAAUGUGGGCUGGAGCCAGCACCGCCCGCCCAGGCCCCGGAGAGAGCGCGGGCGGGAAGGUCCAGGGCCCAGGGCCUGCCCACGGAGCCCAGGACCACCUGGGACGCGGAGGCAUCGGACCCCACCUCUGCUGCCGCCCAGCUGCUGCUGCUCCGGGACCGGCUGCCCGCGCCUCCGGCCCCCAGCCCUUCCACGGCACUGCCUGGAGCAGCCGAGACCCAGAGGCUGGCUGCGGAGCGUGCCCAGGCACCCGUCGUGCCCUUUGGCGUGGACCUGUGCUACUGGGGCCAGGACCCACCGACGGCCGGGAAGAUUCUCAAGUCCGACUCCCAGCACCGCUUCUGGAAGCCCAGCGAGGUGGAGGAGGAGGCAGACAACGCAGAUGUCAUGGAGGCGCUCCGAAGCCGCCGCAUCACCUUCGCGGGCACCUUCGAGCCUGUGCAGCACCAGUGCCGUGCCCCGAGGCCCAACGGCCAGCUCUGCGCACGCCAGGACCGGCUGAAGUGCCCUUUCCACGGGAAGAUCAUCCCCCGAGAUGACAGGGGGCAGCCCCUGGACCCUGAGGACAGGGCCAGGGAGCAGAGGCAGCAGCGGCAGCGCCCGGCCUGGCAGGACCCCGAGUUCAUGAAGGACGUCGAGGCAGCCACAGGGGUGGAUCUGGGCUCAUCCCGGCACAGCGGGAAGGGCAGAGGCAAGGGGAGGAAGAGGAAGUACCCCAGCCUCACGGACCUGAGGCAGCAGGCCGACACCGCCCGUGCACGCCUGGGCAAGAAGGUCUUCGCCAAGGCUGCCAUGCAGAGGGUUGCCUCGGCCAUGAACCAGAUGGACCAGAAGAAGCACGAGAAGUUCGCCAACCAGUUUAAUUAUGCCCUGAAUUAAAGGCUAUUCCUCUGGCCACAGCUCCACCCUCCCUCACUGCCGUGGUCGGAUUGCAGAGCAGGUGCACUGUGUGCACCACAUCACUCAGGAACCGCGGUGACUUGGGUGGACUGUGUACAGUGCAUGGUAUGUGGACGUGCCCCGUGGUGGGCACCAGGCCCUGCCAGCUGGGCAGAAAGACCCUGGGAGCCCCCAGGGUGGAGCCGGCAGCCAUGUCCCUGGUGGGGCCUCUCCUCACACGGCUUGUGCACUCUGCAACAUCUGGAAUAGAUGGAUGUACCUGCCAAUUCCCACCUGGAAAAUACUGGGGGUUGGACAGUCUCUGAUUUCCUGUCUCCUUCCCAGGAGGUGACCACUGAUUGCUGGGGUCCUUUUGUCUGGCUACACCCCAGUGAUGUACAGAGCCCGUGUCAUGGCCCUUCUUGUGUGGAGACUCCCACGAGGCACCACGGUAGUGGCUGCCUCGCUUUGCUUUUUUAAUGACAGCUGUAUUGAGGUAUGACUCGUGCAGUAUAAAACUCUCCCCUUCAGAGGGCGCCAUUCAUGGACUUUGGUGUGUUCACAGAUGCGUGAUGUGCCCACAGAUCGAUUUUAGAACAUUUUCUUUACCCAACAAGACACCCAGGACCCUGUUCCCCCUUCUGCCCGCCCUUCCCCCAGCCCCUGGCUGCCACAUCCAUUUCCUGUCUCUGAACAUUUCACGUAGAUGAAAUCAUGCAGUUCAUGGUCUUCUGCAUCUGGCUUCUUUGACCAUGUUCUUGAGGGCCGUCUGUGUCGUGCUAGUUUAUUCCUUUACGUGGCCGAAUAACUUUCUGUUGUAUAGAUGCACCAUCCUUUGUUUCUCCACUCAUCUUUGACAUUUGGAUUGUUUCCACUUUAUGGCUACUGUGAAUAAUGCUGCUAUGAAUAUUUGCAUACGAGAUUUUGUGUAGACACAGGUUUCCAGAUCUCUUCGGCAUACACCUAGGAGUGGAAUUGCUGGGUCAUCUGGUAACUCUUCAUUUAACCUUUUGAGGAACUGCCAAACUGCGUCCCUCCGCAGCUGCACCACGUCACAUUCCCACCAUCAGCAGGAGGGUUCCAGUUUCUCCACAUCCAUUGUCAACAUUUGUCUUUUUAAUUUUAGAGGUACCAUCUCAUUGUGGUUUUGAGUUGCAUUUUCCUAAUGACUAAUGAUAUUGAGUAACUUUUCAUGUGCUCAUGGCUAUUUGUAGAAAUUCUUUGGGAACUAACUAUUCAAAUCCCUUGCCCAUUUUUAAUUGGAUUAUUUGUCUUUGAGUUGUAAGAUUUUUUUUUUUAAUAUAUUCUGGAUACUAGAGCUUUAUAUGAUUUGCAAAUAUUUUCUCCCAUUCUGUCUUUUCACUUUCUCAGUAGUGUCUUUUCAAGCACAAAUGUUUUACAUCUUUGAUGAAGUCCAAUUUAUCUCAUUUUCUUUUGUCGUUUGUGCUUUUGAUGUCAUAUCUAAGAAACCGUUGUCUAACCCAUAGCCACAAAGUUUACACCCACUAUUUUUCUAAGAGUUUUAUAGUUUCAGCUCUGGCAUUUAGGACUUCAAUCCAUUUUGAGUUAGUUUUUGUGUGUGGUGUGAGGUAGGGAUCCAACCUCAUUCUUUUGCAUGUGGCUGUGCAGUUGUCCCAGCACCAUUUAUUGAAAAGGCUGUUCUUUCCUCCGUUUAAUUGUCUCGUCACACUUAAUCAAAAUUCAUUUUACCAUAAAUGCAUGGGUUUAUUUCUGGACUCGAUUUCUUUUAUCUAAGUGUCUAUCCUUAUGCUAGUACCAUAUAGGCUUGAUUACUGCAGCUUGUAGUAAGUUCCAGAUUUGGAGAGUGUCAGUCUUCCAUCUUUGUUCUUUUUCAAGAUCAUUUUGGUUAUACUGGGUUCCUUGCAUUUCCAUGUCAGUUUUAGGAUCAGCUAGUCCAUUUCUGAAAAAAAAAAAAAAAAAAAGCAGCUUGGAUUUU